This is a messenger RNA of Nycticebus coucang (slow loris), 5710 nucleotides long. RefSeq names its product 60S ribosomal protein L34-like. Gene Ontology annotation, cellular component: ribosome. Gene Ontology annotation, molecular function: structural constituent of ribosome. NCBI's taxonomy places the organism in Eukaryota, Metazoa, Chordata, Mammalia, Primates, Lorisidae. The record is from RefSeq and is a predicted model, not a curated record. The transcript has 2 exons. Gene Ontology annotation, biological process: translation. Bases 3415 to 3768 code for a protein of 117 amino acids.
CUUCCAGAAGGUCUUUGUUGCAAUUUUCUCCAUCAUUAAAAAAAAAAAAAAAAUUACAUCAUCAAAUAAAGACAAUAGCAGCACAGCUUAUUGAAAUGUUACAAGCAAAUUGGUUUUGUACUUUUCCUAAGAACAUUACGAAAUCCCCCUCCCCCCGCAUUAUUUUCUGUAAAAUGACUUGUUUUUUUUUUUAAAGCACCAUGAAAUCCUACAGAGAAAAAUAGGUAAAACACCUCCACACGUGGGUUUAUCAUUGUCACUGAGUCCCCUACCUGUGACUCUGGGAUGGGGAAGAGGCUGGAGGCUGAGAGGUGGGGUGGUUUGCAUAUCGCUUCUAGGCACUGCUGCACCUCCUUCCUUCAAGCUCAAAGCCCAGAGGUUUUGCAAUUAUCCUCUGCAGCACAGAUCUGUUACAACAGUGGAGUGGGAGCCCUCUCAAGGAAUUUUUUUUUUUAAUGCACAGGAAACUAUCUGAGAUUUUUUCACCUAAGAGCCAAGAACACAAAGUAGAUUCCAAAUCUUAGGCACCUGUGAAAAUGAUAAUCAUGCUCAGUAAAAUCAGAGACACCUCUCAUUCCACCAGCUGAUGUCACAUGACUUACUCACUGCCAUGGGAGGACUGAGGUUUGUGUGGAGUACGGGCAGGGUGGUGAAGUGUACCACCGAGAUAGUCCAAGGGCAGAGUGGAGGGCUUCACGCACAGCCACAAAACUAGCACGCUGUUCCCAAGUUUCCAUAUGCAGAACUAACAGCAUCCACAUAGCCACAUGAAGGCCACCUUUGUUUCAGAGAGUUGCCAUUUUUACUUUUAAGGCCAUUACUGACUAGCUCUUGCACUAUCUCACCAAAAGCUCCCCCUGUGUCUUUGCACAGAACGGCAUCAUAACGGUGAGAAGGGAGAACACCACUUGAAACAUUGAACAGAAUGCGGAACGCAGAGGUAUGCAACACAACACUGGCUUGGUUUUUCUUUCUUACUCGGGUGGUGGCCCUGCAUGUUUGUUUUCCUAUCCCUUUCCCAUGGUUCAGAAGCCACAGAACACAUGGGACGGUCACAUUCUUACCCAGUCCAGUGAGUAAAAACCUGCCUCUCCUAAGCUCUGGCCACACUGUCAGUAAUCCUCAAAACCAAGCAGUCAAACAGACAUGCAGCGCUGACCAGCCCGGAAAUGCCAUCAGCUCAGAGGCAGGCAAGGGGCACUUGUUUACGGAGAAGAUGGUCAGCCUCAAUAGUGAAAUAACAGAAAUAUUAUAAACUCAUAGAUUUAGUAAGGGCUAAAAAUCAAUCUCUCUGCUCUCUGCUUUCUUUUUCCUCUCCUUAACUGACUGACGGAAGCUCUCCAUUUUUACAAAAUCCAACAGGAGCCCAGCAGACAAAAGGGAAAUGUAAACUUUCUCCACAAAUCACUAGACCUAUUGACUAAAUCAGCCUUUCAGUAUUUGUUCCCAUAGCCAUAGGUGGUUCCUAAAAAGCAACCAGGCAGACAAGGGUAGGGGGCAAACUGCAGAUCUCAAAUCCUGACUAAAACCAUAUCUUCAGGGCAAGAUCAGGACAAGAUCUCUAACAGUCAUUUCUGCUAAGAAGAUAUAACAGUUUCACACAGCAGAUUCUCCUAUCUGCCUGAGGCCCCAAGAAGAGCAGAGGGAGCGGAAGUGGCACUUCACAGAACUCUGUUAUUUGACUACAGCCACAAAUUAUUCUUCAUCCCUUUUUUUCCAUUCCCUAAAUAAAAAGUCUGAAUAACUGGUUUUCUAGGCUAACACAUCCUUCCUUUUUCUACCUCUGUGUCUUGGCCCUUUCCCAUCUGAAAAAAGUAAAUAAACUUCUUCUUUCUAUCCUAAUCUUUGGAGAAUUUUUUCUCAAAACCCACAGGGCACCUACUGAGCUUUCCACCCUAACAUUUAGGACAACUAGGACUUUCAACAUGGAAUGGUCCCCACAGAACCCAAAGUAGCCAUUUCCUGUGUGUGUGUGUGUGUGUGUGUGUGUGUGUGUGUGUGUUCUGUCCAUAGUGCAUUAAUCCAUGAAGUAAUCCAAGGAAACUUUAAGUACAAUUUACCGCAAAUAGCAACAGCUUAAAAUUCUUUAGUUUUAACACCAUGCAAAAAAAUGCCCACGUAGCAUGAGCCCUCCCGUGACAGUGUGCUAAAGAGCUACCAGGGAGGGUAGAGAAAGCCUAUACAGUACACAAUCCUAAUUUGGACUCCCGUCUCCCAAGUACAUCUGGUCCCCAUCAAUCACCCCCCCCCCAAAAAAAAAACAAAAACCCAAAUGGCAGGAGACCAAGUUCUCACCUUAACCUAAAAUGGGUAGGAUCAUUAGUCAGUAUCCAUAAAUCCAACUUGUAACUUUCUUCAUAAAUUUAACUUAUGGACUGGGGAAUGUUAUCAGAGAAUUGAACAACUAAAAGGGGCCUUGAUUAUUAUCUGUGCUCAACUUCUAUGAUGUGCAGACGAGGUGACAGGGCUCCAGGAAGGGAACUGGUGCGCCCAUGACACCCUUACCCAACCCCAACUACGCCCACCUUACCCCAAAAUUCCUGGCAUCAUUAUUGGGUAUUGAGGUGUCAUCUCUCCAAAUUGUCCUUGGCUCUCACCAGUAAGCCUCCAUGUCUGUUACUAAAGAAAAAUUCAGUGCCCAAUUGCCAGGUGAAGCCAAAGACACUGCCCACUGAAGAUCAGAAACACGUGCUCUCUCUGGAUGCCGGAUGGAAACCUGCACUCCAGGUUUGUGGGAGGGUGGGAGUGCAGCUUGGACAAGGAGGGCUGUGCUGGGGCAUGUAUGGAGUAAGUGGCAGGUCUGCCUUAUCCACGUGUAUUCUACAUGCUAUUUGGCCCCAUCUAGAAAAGGGAAUAUUCAAGUAACUUCAGAACAACUGUUCUCCCCUCAAAUCUUAGCUUAUAGAAAGAGGAAUUCAACUUCUGAGUGUCUCUCAGCUUCUCCUCUGGAGAGUACUUUAUAGUUUUCUAAACACUUUGCUUAUUUAGUGGAUCGAUAAAGGGUCUUCUUUGAUUUUAUUCAUCAGGGCUUCAGCCCACUGUACUCAGGGAAUGGGUUAUACAAAAAGAUGUUUGUGCUCCCGGUCCAAAGCUCUUUUUGAUCCUUGUGUCUUACUAGGGUUUGCCUCACUGGGGGAGGCGCCUGUGUGCACACCAACACAGGCCCCUGCUCCAUUUGGUAGAGUACGCAGCUUAGUGCUUUGAACCGUUUUAUGCCUGCAAGAUAAGCAAGUAAAGUGCAAAAGAGUGCUUUCCAAGGGCAUUUCUAACAAUACGAAAAGGGUGCCACAUACAUACAGCCCUCCCAAAAGCAAAGCAAAACAAACAAACAAAAAACCGUGUGACGGGGACGCUGUCUAGAGCUUUGGAAACCCCUCCAUCGAUCCUGACUGCACUUCCAAAACCACACUCAAAAUGGUGCAGUGGUUGACAUACCAUGGUAGGCUUUCCUACAAUACAGCCUCUACCAGAACCAAGCUGUCCCGCACUCCUGGUAACAGAAUUGUUUACCUUUAUACCAAGAAGGUUGGGAAAGCACCAAAAUCUGCAUGUAGUGUGUGCCUAGGCAGACUUCGAGGGGUUCCCGCUGUGAGACCUAAAGUUCUUAUGAGGUUGUCUAAAACAAUAGAACAUGUCAGCAGGGCCUAUGGUGGUUCCAUGUGUGCUAAAUGUGUUCGUGACAGGAUCAAGCGUGCUUUCCUUAUUGAGGAGCAGAAAAUCGUUGUGAAAGUGUUGAAGGCACAAGCACAGAGCCAGAAAGCUAAAUAAAAAAAUGAAGGUUUUUUUGAGUAAUAAAAAUUGAGACUGAAAAAAAAAAACGGUGUGAUAGGUAUCUGCACGGGGGACCUCUUAGGUCAUGUUUACACAAAGACCUUGUUUCCUCUUAGUGGUAAAGACUCCUCCACAUCUUCUCCCCACAUCUGUGAGCUGGGUUCUAGAAGCUAGAACAACACACAUACACACAAAGCAGGCACACAUAAGGGUGCAUGACACAGAAACUGUAGCAAAGUUAAAAGCAGACUUUGGUCAGACUUUGAAUACCAGCUCUACCACCUUCAUGCUAUGUGCCACCGUGUAAGUUCCUUAACUGCCCUGAGCCUUCAUGUCCUCAUCUACAUAAUGGGUUUGCAAAGACUUCCCUCAGAGUAUCGUGAGGUUUCAGUGAGCUGACGUUCGUAAAGUGCCUAACCCAGUGCCUGGCCCAUGGAUGGCACUGGAUGCAUGAUAGGAAAGCCUCUUUGCCAGAUCUGACUAUCAGGCCUGGAAUUGGAACACACUGCUGUAAGGAAGGUACCUGGUAAAAUGAUUGAGAUCCAUGGACAGUUCAAUCAGGAAACUUCGACUUGUCAGAAUUAGAAAGUCUUGGUUAUUGACAGAUUCCUUAAAACACACUAGGUCAGACUGGAACAAGCGCGCUUAGUAAAAACAUGGGAUCCAUAGCUGCAUAUACACCAUUUCCCAAGUGGAGAAGUUAAUCCAGACCUGCCUUAGAUAGAAAGGACCUCAUCAAAGUUGAUUAUUAUUUAGUUCCUUCUCCAAACUAGUGCCAGAACUCUAACUGGAGCCUAAAGGUGUUCUGGAGGUGAGGAGGGAGGACUGCGUGUGCUCCAGGCAGGGGAGAGCUGCGAAUUUUUGAGAAUCAAGCAGGCACUGGUCUUCUACGAUGCCCAUGGCCAAGGAUGUAGUGGGUAUAACUUUAUCUGGAAGUCAGAAAGCUCCAGAUAGCUUCUGGAGCCUUCCACUAGUGCUGCGAUCUUUCUUUUGAUAAAUCCAUAUGUGGGUUAGUUAUGUGAAAUCCCAUGAAUUCUCCAAAAGGUUGUAGUAAACCUGGAAGGCCCAUAACCAGCAACUUCCUGGUGUUGCCGGGUCCAGAAUUUUAAGUGUGUGGCCCCAAAUAGCAACAGCUUAAUUACAAUUACAGCCAAUUACAAAGAUUAAGGGACACAAAAGAUGACAGCCUCGUUAUAUACUUUCCCCAUUCUGAUAAAAAUCCAUUAAAGAAAUUAUCCUCUCAAAGCCUAUGACUAGCCAUUCCCCCACUUUCUUUCGCUUGAAUGUUCUAUCCUCAGGGGAUGAUCAUAAUUAUCACAUAUUGGCUAUGGUUGGUCUAGAAUCCAUCACAGGGGCGGUCCAGUUUUAGUAAAACUAACAGGUAUGAGAUGUAACAGGUAAGAAGUGAUGCUUUCAGAACAAAGGAAUGUCCAAACAUAAAAGUAACAUAAAAUACUUUAAAUACUUCUAAGCAUUAUUUUUAAGUGGAAUUAAUGGCACUUAUGAUGCAAGCAAUAAAAACAUUUCAAGCUUACUAUACAAGGGUUGGGUGAGAGAUUAAUCUUCCUUGCGUUUGGAAAUAGCAAGAUUGGAUCUCAUAACUACGUCUACCCUAAAACACCCAAAGGGACAAAAAGCCCUGAGAUGGAAAGAUGCCAUGGUCCUCCUUGGUAUGUCUCAGAAAAGCAGGAUGUCUAUUUUUAUAAAAAUUUGGGAUCAGCUAGAUAGAACAGCAAGCCACUGGCAUCAUGCAAGGCAAUAGUUUUGGUAUUUUCCCCCCUCCUAUCAAAAUGAGUUAUAACCAAAGUCCCACUAGAAAAGUGAACAUGGAUGUUUCAUAACCAGUUUAUUUCCACCAUUGCACCCACUGAGGAAAAUGCGUGAUUGGCCUUUAACCAUGCAGCGGCUGAUGCUGAGUUUUCACCGGUGAGUGCACGAU